GUUUGGAAGAGGAAAGGUGGACACAAUGAGCGCCGACUGGAACGCACGGCGACGCGGGCAAAGUCCAGAUAGAAGCGAGGAGAGUGAGGAUGAUGGAUAUGAAUAUAUCGACCAUCGUGCAGAUUCACCUGUUUCUGAAGAUUCUGACCGGCAUAGAGAUUCUGACCGACACGGAAACUCUGCUCGGUAUGGAGAUUCUGACCGGCACGGAAACUCUGCUCGGUAUGGAGAUUCUGACCGGCACGGAAACUCUGCUCGGUAUGGAGAUUCUGACCGGCACGGAAAAUCCGCCCGGUAUGGAGAUUCUGACCGGCACGGAAACUCUGCUCGGUAUGGAGAUUCUGACCGGCACGGAAAAUCCGCCCGGUAUGGAGAUUCUGACCGGCACGGAAACUCUGCUCGGUAUGGAGAUUCUGACCGGCACGGAAACUCUGCUCGGUAUGGAGAUUCUGACCGGCACGGAAAAUCCGACCGGCACAGAAAGUCUGACCGGUAUGGAGAUUCUGACAACUAUCGUACAAAGGCUUCGGAAUAUGAGGUCAACAACUCCUCAGAAAGCAGCGACGACUACGACCAAGAAGGACAACAUCACAGACAUGGUCAACCUGCGGUCUUAAACCAACAAAAAUCUAAUGCUUCACGACGCUCUGUUUACCAAGACUCAGAGGAAGAAAGUGAGGACCAAGAAACUCAAUGGCUGGUUAAUCUUCUUGCAAGAGAACCAAAAUUCCAAGCAAAAAAACUAACUGUUAUUAAACAGGGUAUACAUCUGAACGACUUAGAAAUUAUGAUUCAGCAAAAUACACACAUCUUCCAAGGCACAGAAGAACAUGUGUAUCUGAGACCUCAGAUUAAGACAUGUGUCUGGUUUUUGUCAUCCCGAGGAUGUAGUUCAAGGUCAAAUUAUAAAUGCAGUGAUUUGCAUAUAUGCCCAAACUACAUUUCUGGUUCUUGCAAAAAUAACAGUUGUUCCAAGGGGCAUGAUUUGAGCGCUCACCACAAUAAGCUAAUUUUACAGCCGUAUUGUUUGAGAUAUAUUGACACAGAUCUUCUAAGAAAAAUCUUGCAAAUCUCUCUUGCUGAUAUAGAUGACGAGGAAGACGAUGAGCCUCUCAUCAUAUGUAAACAUUACAACCAGGGUAAAUGUUUUGACAGGAAAUGCAAAUAUCUUCACUUCUGCAUAUAUCAUCUGGAAAGUAGGCUUAAGUGCAUGGGUCGUAGAUGCAACCUAAACCAUUCUUUUAUGGAGCAGUACUGCACUGAUAUUCUUGAAAGAAAAGGUAUUAGCACUAAUGAGUCUCCAAAGGACAUUUUAACUGAAAUUUUUUACCGUUUCCCUGAACUGGAAAAAUCCAACAGGCAAACCUCAGGGAAAACCAAAUCCUCGUAUCAACGCGCAUCUCCAUCCCCCUCUCCACCUCAGAAUCGCAGAGCACCUCCUCGAGCAUAUGCUGCUGAGAGUCAAUUUACUGUUGAAGCUUCCGAUUUCGAAGGAAAUGUAGACAUAGUUGAGAUUUGUCACAGAUCAGUGAAAAAUAAGUGUCACAUUGAUAAUUGUCAGCGACUCCAUUCCGAUUUACCCUUUCAUUGGCAGGUAAGCCCUGAUGGCGUUAAUUGGUUCAAUCUCCAUAAAUCCCACGUUUUCCAUUUGGAAAAAGAAUAUUCUGAUCCAUAUACAGAGAGAACUACCCUUCCUGAACCAAAGGGUAGAGGAGUACCUAAGAAACUUCUUAAACUCCUGGGCACAAGCAAAUGCGAAGCAAACUUUGAAGAAAUGCAAAUUAGUAGCCCUGGUUUAAGGACACCAUUGCAGCUACGACAUAUAGCCCUAGAACGAGGAAGUAGCGAUGCAGAUAAGUUGUUCUUGUGGUAUUUCUCGGAUGAGAAUGAUCGGUGGGUGCAGUAUGGAGAAGUAGACACAACAAGGAGAACAUUCCUCAAAAGCAGCAUAACCUCAGAAGACAUAGAACAGCAUUUUAUUCGAGACCCUCAAAAACCGAUGUUCUUCAAGAAUGAUUUGUUUACUUAUGAACUUGACUUCAUUCAGAUGAAGCAGAAGAACAAUUCCACAAAUGCUGUUCGGACUGUAAGACGCCGCCCAGUACCACCUCAGGCGUCACCAUGGUACGCUUGGAUAGCAAAAUAUCUAGGAAAAGCUUACGAAUAAGAGCGUCUUCUUUGUAGGAGAGAGAGAGAGAGAGAAAGAGAGAGAGAGGGAGAUGAUAACAUUGAUCUCCUGUGGUUUUCUGUACAAACUUGUUUUAGGAAGUGAUCUGGAGUAAGUGUUAGGAGAGUGCGACCCUGGAAGAAAACUUCCUAAUAGAGUCUUCACUCAUGAACUAGGAUAUCACCUAAAAAACAGCAACCUGUAUAUUGAUUUUUGGAUCCACAGAUUUACCCUGGGGCCUAUAUUUUUCCAUCAAAUAUUUAAUCGAAGUAAUUUCUGUGGAUAAACAAACUUUAAAACUAAGGACGCGUCUGCACUGACAAAGUUCAAGCGAGUAAAGUUAAUUGUUGACACGCCACCCGUGUGGACAAGUCUAUGCACUAGAGUUUCAUAUAAAAGACCUUUCGCUGUUAUUGAGGACGUGGGCUAUAGUAGAUGAUCGCCGUUCGUUCCAUUAGUGAGAUUUUUUCUCUUGAACUUGAGUAACACUUGAGUCGUUUCAUAUGAAUAUUUAUUUGCUCUUACUAGAAAUUUCUAAAUAUUUGUCAGUUUUAGAGGUUAUUUGCCUGAACAUUUUUGUUCUCAAUUUGGUAAUGUGAACAUUUCUUUGUCUAUGUUUCGUUAAUCACAAGUCAUGAUUAUUCUAGCUUACUAGAUGAUAAUCCAUUGUUUCGUAGACAUGUAAGAUUAUCAUAGAUUAUUAUAUGUAGUUUGAAAUGAAAUAAAAUUGUCUUCCUGA
This is a messenger RNA of Penaeus indicus, 2906 nucleotides long. RefSeq lists its product as uncharacterized. Gene Ontology annotation, molecular function: NAD+-protein mono-ADP-ribosyltransferase activity; metal ion binding; NAD+ poly-ADP-ribosyltransferase activity. The transcript has 4 exons. The coding region runs from base 26 to 2167 and encodes 713 amino acids. The record is from RefSeq and is a predicted model, not a curated record. Gene Ontology annotation, cellular component: nucleus. Lineage: Eukaryota; Metazoa; Arthropoda; Malacostraca; Decapoda; Penaeidae.